AAUGACCAAUAUAUGACUAAUGCUAUAUUAUGGUAUAACAUUGCUAAUGAGUGAGCGCGAGGAUUCGCUUAGCUAAUUUCUCUUUAUUAUUAGAAGUCUCGUGCUAAUCACCUGAACGCAGCGCGAGCCUGUAGUGUAUGCUAAUUUAAUUCAUGGCUUUAGGUUCCUGUAGCUUUAAAUGAUGGAAACUAGGCGAGGCUGAGCUGCUGUCACUUAGCGGAGUCACCGGCACACGUGACACAAAUGGCGUCUCCUUAUUGGUAGGAGGCACGUGUCUAGGAUACGGGAGUGCGACGUCACACGGGAGUCUCGUAUUAAAAAUAAGAACAAAAAAAAAUCCGUAGUGAAAGUAUUUGAGAGCCAGUUGGCAGCUCUUUAUUUAGCCGUUAUUUGCUCACUGAGGCGCGACUACAGCACCGGCUCCUACAGCGGCCUUAUUAUUACUAUUAUUACUCCUGCUCUUAUUAGCAGCAUCUCUUUGGCUUAAUAAUAACAUUCCUGCAAUAUUAUUAAGAACUACUUCUUGGAGCUCGUUGUGGAAUUAAAAUCUAUAAUUAUGUUUUUUCUUUGUGCGCACAAGAAGCGCUCGGGUGGCAUUUAAUAUCCAGAAAAAAGAUUUUUUUUUCUGUCUCUCAUUUUACUGUCGUUCACUUUUUUUUUUUUUUUUUUUUGAACUGAAGAAAAAUAUAUAUAUAUACAUAUACAGAAGAGGAAAUUAUUUAAACAAAAAAAAAAAAACAAAUCAAAAACAAAAACAAAACCCUGGAAGUCGGGAGCGCUCGCCUGCGUGCGGGAGAGAAAGGGGUUAAGGAGAGUUUCAGGAUGGAAGAGAAAGAUCAGAGCAGCAGAGAUGCAGGAGAUGAAUCCAACCGAGCCAUCCUGCCUCUGCUCGAGCCUCCCGGAAACCUGCACCGGAUCACCAACUUCUACAUCGACAACAUUUUGCGCCCGGACUUCGGACGCAGGAAAGAAAGCGCCGCCGCAGUCAACGCCACAGAGCGCAGCGACAUCAACGCGUCCGGGAGAGAGAACCGGUGUCCUUCAGAGGCGGGGACCGACACAGAGCGAGCAGGAUCACCGGGGACGGGGGAAGGAGCAUCAAACCCCGCCGUCAGCGGCUCGAAGCCCGGGGCGGAAAGCGGCGCGGAUCAAUGCGCAAACUCGCCCAAUAACCAGCCGAUGCUGUGGCCAGCCUGGGUUUACUGCACCAGAUACUCGGACAGACCCUCAUCAGGGCCCCGAUCACGCAGACCAAAGAAGAAGAGUGUGUCUCGGGAGGAUAAACGGCCCCGCACGGCCUUCACGGCGGAGCAGCUGCAGCGGCUGAAGGCGGAGUUCCAGUCGAACCGGUACCUGACGGAGCAGCGGAGACAGAGCCUCGCCACCGAACUGCAGCUCAACGAGGCCCAGAUCAAAAUCUGGUUCCAGAACAAGAGGGCCAAAAUCAAGAAGGCGUCGGGCACCAAGAACAGUCUGGCGCUGCACCUGAUGGCGCAGGGGCUGUACAACCACGCCACCACCGCCAAGGACGACAAAUCAGACAGCGACUGAUCACAACGCGUCAUAACGCGUCAUAGCGCGCGCAUAGACCUGAACCAUGAGCGGCCUGGGUGCUCGGAGAACCAGCGGACACGGACUGGAUGAGCUUUUAUCUCUCUGCAAUACCUUCAUGUAGCCUUUCAUUUUAUGUGGUGUGAGUUUGAGUUGUUUUUUUUUUUUUUUAAUUAUUAUUAUUAUUAUUAUUAUUAUUAUUAUUUCUUUGCAAACAUUAACUCUGCUGUCCACACAGAUGAAGUAGCCUACACUCUCAGAGAAAAGGGUACUACAUGGUACCAGGCCCUGUCGCUGUAGUGGUGCCAUCAAGUGUACACUUUCAGUACCUUUAGUGCAAAGCUUUACUUCCGGCCUCAGAGACACCCGCGGGCCGGUUAGGAAUCAUCAGUGUUUUAUUAAAGUCACUCCUUCCACACUUCCGGGUGAAACCCUGAGCUUCAGCUCGGUACCUUUUCUUCUCAGAGUGUUUAUGAGUUCUUAUUUAAAGUAAAGCGCUUCUGAUUGACUCCUGAUCCUCUUUAAUCCAUGCUGAAGUCCAAAGAGUUUUCAUUUCCUUGCUGCAUUCAGGCAACUGUGAUUUUAAAAUAAUAAAAAAAAAUAUGUUUAUGUCCGUUUUCCAUGUUUUAUGUCUAAUGUUAUGAUUCCGGAAGAAUAUUUUUUAAGUUUUAUGGAUUUUUUGGUUUUAAGCUGGAAUUUUUUUUUUUUUUAAGUACCACAGCAUAUGGAGAUGUGUACACAUUAUACGCAUUAUACUGUAUUUAUAGGUUUAUAAGCAAAAGGUCUAUUUAACUUUGUUACAGGUUACACGUCAUUAUUAUGUUCGCACACAGCACGGUCUCGCGCGAGAAAAUGCGUAGGAACUCGUACGAAAAAAAAAAAAAAAAAAAGCGCAGUGGGCGGGGCUUAGCAGUCGGGGCGUUUAUUACGAUUUCUUGGAAGUCCUACGAUUUUUUUUUUUUUUUUGCGUGAAAUCGUGAUGUCAUACAGAUAUUAAUAUAAUUCUUUCAUUUUCAGGUUCAGACAACUGAAUGGCGAAGUCGCAUACUGAAUGGAAAUACUUGACCCAUGAAUAUCCGUUUCUUUCUCUUUUCCUUCUUUCAUCCCUCAAUUUAUUCACCAAUCCAAUAAUGCGUUUUUUUUCUUCUUUCUUUUUCUUCCCUCUUUCCUUCAUUUUUUUCUUUCUUUCUUUCCUGCAUCACUCAAUUCAUUCACAAAUUCAGUCAAUCCUCUUUUUUCUUUUUCGUUCUUUCUUUCAUUUCUCUUUCUCUAUUUCUCCUACUUUUAAACUCGCUUUUUUUUCUUUCUGUGCGUUUUUUUUUUCAAAAGCAAUAUCCUAGAUUUGUGUUUUAGCUUGUUGAGUGUGAUUUUUUUUCAUAAUUUGGAAGAAAAAAGCAUGAAGGCUACUCUCAGACAGCAGACUCCGAUCUCAUCAGCGACUUGAUCAGAUUUCAGUCAGAAAAAUUCCUCAUUUUAUUUUCAUUCCCAUGUGUCACUUUCCACACAAGCGAUUUUCUACGAAUUUGUAUUUGUUCCCACGAUUUUUUUCCCUUUUCAUGUCAUCAUGCAAUAACUAGGAGACAAGAACAGUUGAAGAAACCAAAUUGUGACCUUUUAUUUAGUGUGAACUGCGUCCUGGUGUAAUUUUCGGAAGAAAAAAAAAAAAAAAGUGUGUAUGAUAGAUCCAUUCACCAAACAAACACACACACUUUGCCUUAAAGUUCUGAGAGGAACUUGUUUUUGUUCUGUUUUGUUUUUUUUCUAUGAGAAACUGUGCUCUUCAUUAUCUAUAGGCCUAUAAAGAAACAAUUUACAGCAGAAUCUACAAAGGAUAUAAAACAGAAUGAGAUAAUUUAAGUUUCUGUUCCCUUCUUUUUUUAAAUGUAAAAUUUCAUGUGGUUUUCUUUGGAAGUAUUCUUAAAAAAAAAGAUGUACAUAAUUUGUAUCAUGUUUAUUUGUGGCAUUAAAUCCAACUGGAUGAAUAAGUCAAUAAAACAAGGCUUAUUUGUAAGGUCAUGGUGUUCACUCUCUUUAUUCAGGAAGUUAGGUUUCUAAUAUUAUAUCCAGUCAACACUGAACAAGGAGUUCAAUCCUGAACUCACACACAAUUUAUAGAAAAUCAAACCAGUAAAGAAAAUAAAACUGGAUUUCAUUGAUUUCAUACAAACUGAUCGUCAAAUGAACAAAGUUUACAGGCAUGUCUUAUCUGCUCUACAGCUCUCUGAUCAACUCUGCUUGUGUUAAAUGUGCUUUAGAAAUUAAAUGCACUUUUUUUUUUUUUUUUUUUUUUUUACUAACACUGUAAAUAAAA
This is a messenger RNA of Pangasianodon hypophthalmus (striped catfish), 3862 nucleotides long. It is a transcript of the gene en2b, whose product is annotated as engrailed homeobox 2b. The record is from RefSeq and is a predicted model, not a curated record. Gene Ontology annotation, molecular function: DNA-binding transcription factor activity, RNA polymerase II-specific; RNA polymerase II cis-regulatory region sequence-specific DNA binding. The coding region runs from base 823 to 1551 and encodes 242 amino acids. Gene Ontology annotation, biological process: multicellular organism development; neuron differentiation; regulation of transcription by RNA polymerase II. NCBI's taxonomy places the organism in Eukaryota, Metazoa, Chordata, Actinopteri, Siluriformes, Pangasiidae. Gene Ontology annotation, cellular component: nucleus. The transcript is spliced from 2 exons.